AUGGGCGCUCUCAUUGCCGUGGCUUUUGCUUUGCAGAGCCAGCCUGCCCUAACAGCCGUGUCGGUUCUGUCGCAUCAAACAGGCAAUCUGGUGUUGAAGCUUCGUGACCAUGUUGUGAUUGACGAACGCGAGCUUGUAGCUAGCCGCCUUCGACCUCGAAGCAGCUGCUCCUCCAUGCAGGGCCCUUUCUGCCAAAAGCUGACUGAUGAUUCUGGCACCAGCGCCAGCUCGAAGGGUCUGGUGGAUGGCGUCUUGUCGCAGCAGCUCCGCAUGGCUCAUCCAGAGGUAUUUCGUUGGGGAUUGGCCAGUGAUCAGAAAGUGGCGCUGGCUGUUUCCAAGCUCAUUGCGCACCUCACUUCAGGCACAUCCAAGACAGAUCUCAUGAACAACUCCGUGCGUGAAGCGCCGCCAGAGUCGAGAUCUUCGAGAUCCCGAUGCUUCGAGCUAAGCUUACGGCAUCUGCCUCUCUCACAUCGCUUUGGACAAAGUCUCCCGGCAGAUUAUUCGAGAGGUUUCCCGACAGACUUACAUCCUCUUUGGAGUGGAGCAUGGCAAGUUGUAGCCUGUCCGUACCCAGCCAAACCGGCAACAGCGCUCUUUUUUGGCGAAGCUGCUCUGCAUCAUGGGCUUUGCCUUCGAGCAGGAAGUUCACGGCUCAAGCUAGCACGCUCGGUGGUCGUGCGUCGCUUCGUCAUUGGAAUCCCGGAUUCCGCCGCUCGUUCCCCUCAAGACAAAUGGAGCAACGGUGGUUUCAUUUGUGGAUUGCUGGAGGGGCGAGAAAGAUGGUGUCGAAGUUUGGCGCAGAUGACGAUGGAUGCGCGAGCUUCCAAAGCCCACGGUGCAGGCCCGGGAAUGUUCUACACUGACAUUGGGAACAGCCUCGUGGCUGUCAAUGAGGUUGCCCUCAUUGGCAUGCCGGUGGCUGGUGUCGUGGUAGCUUCAGUUGCCUUGUCUACCGCGCCUGCGCAGUGGGCAUCUGGAAGUCAACGCCAGGUCGUCCUGUUGCGGCGGCCUCUUGUGCAGCAGAAGAUCGUGCAGCCCCCUGGACCUGUUGAGGGGACUCUAGAAACCAUUUCGUCCGAUGCAGCUGUCUGGGAUGCUGAUGACAUAUUGUUGCAUGGUCUUCGUCUGAGCAGACGUGUGAGCUUUGUCGAUCAGCUCCGCGAGCGGCCUCCCGUGAGCGGACCCUCUCCGCGGAUGGUCGAGGAGGUGGACACGCAGGCUGUGGUGCCGGAGCCGUCAGAAGUUUCAGCUGAGGGGUGCUUCUCUGAGCCUCUUGGAAGUUUGCAGGGAGGCAUCCUCUGA
This is a messenger RNA of Symbiodinium pilosum, 1305 nucleotides long. Lineage: Eukaryota; Dinophyceae; Suessiales; Symbiodiniaceae. The record is from the annotation of a GenBank genome assembly.